Molecule: messenger RNA, 2443 nt
Organism: Chenopodium quinoa (quinoa)
Lineage: Eukaryota; Viridiplantae; Streptophyta; Magnoliopsida; Caryophyllales; Amaranthaceae
Product: cytochrome P450 71A25-like
Exons: 2
Coding region: 703-2256 (517 amino acids)
Molecular function (GO): monooxygenase activity; iron ion binding; heme binding
Source: RefSeq, a predicted model, not a curated record
CAGGAAGGAGACAUGAAGAACAGAGCAUUUGGGUGGCAAAGCCGAAUCGGGAAAUAAGACAAGGAGCUCUAGCUAUGGAAGAGGGACACUUUUGUGUUAUGUCUAUUUUGCUUUCUACUAGAUGAAAAUCUUAAUUAAUAUUAGGGCUUGUAAUUGAGAGAAGAGCUGGAGUAUUUAAACUAGUUUGUAAUAGAGUAGCAACCAUCCAGAAAAUUGUGAGAAAACACUUGAGAGUAGUAGCCUCAAGCUACCAAUGAGAUUUAUGGCCUCAAGCCAUUGACUAUCUUUUGUAACAGCUAAUUCCUCAAAUUAAUCAAUCAAGAAUAUAAGCCUUCCUCUAAAUUGUGUCACUGAGAUUACAUAUAAUUGUGUGCGAAAAAUAAGUCCUUGACAGGCUACUAACUCCUAGUAACUAAAUUCUUUCUCUAAAUAGUAAAAGAUUAGCAUUGAAUUGUACACCCUCCUAUCUCCGGUCAAUAAUCUUUACCCACACAUUCGUACAAAAGAUUAGUAAACAAAUUGCUGCCAUAGUCCCAUAAGCACUCAAAAAUUUGUGCACAGUGACGUUAAUUAACAUAUUAAGCAGACUUUUAUUUGGUCAGUCAAAUGAAUACACUUACAAGAAUAUUCUAACAAAGAACAUAUCUUCAUUUCCUAAGCACACAUUCAGAACGAAAGUAAUCACAGUCUGCACACAGAAGGAUGCAGCCCAGCAUAGAACAGUUGAAGAUAAUCUUGCUGCAGUCCUUCACAUUUUCUCCACUUAUUUUGUUCUUAUUCUUCCUAAAAUGGCUUCACUCAAAAUCUUCUCCUGGAAAAAGCCUUCCACCUUCUCCGCCAAGGCUUCCGAUUUUAGGCAACCUUCAUCAGCUAGGAGCUUACCCCUACCGCUCUCUCCAAUCACUGUCUGAAAGAUAUGGGGAGCUCAUGCUAAUUAAUCUAGGGAAGGCACCAGUCCUUAUCAUCUCCUCUGCCAAAGCAGCUCGCGAGAUUAUGAAAAUCCAAGAUUCAACAUUUUGCACUAGGCCACCUUUAAAAACAAUUAACAAGCUUCUCUACAAUGGUAAGGACGUGGCAGCAGCUCAGUAUGGUGAGUAUUGGAGGCAGAUGAAGAGUAUAUGUGUGCUUCAGCUCUUAAGUAACACAAGGGUGCGGUCUUUUCAAAGUGUUAGGGAAGAGGAGGUUACUCUUCUAAUGGAAAAGAUUGAGAACUCGUCAUCUUCAGUUGUGAAUUUGAGCGAGAUGUUUAUGACUUUAACAAAUGAUGUGAUAUGCAGGGUGGCCUUUGGAAGGAAAUACAGUGGUAAUGAAGGACAUGGUAUUAACUUUAAGAGGCUCUUGAAGGAGUUUCUAGAGUUGCUAGGCCGUUUUAGGGUUGGGGAUUUUAUUCCGUGUUUGGCUUGGACUAAUUGGCUUGAUGGGUCAGAUGCAAAGGUGGACAAAGUUUUUAAAGAAUUCGACAACUUUCUUGAGCAGGUUGUUAAAGAGCACCAGGAUGGUCAAGAUGACAGCAGAAAGGGUGAAGAGAGCAAAAAUGAUGAAAUCGCUAAGAACUUUGUAGAUGUUUUACUUGAAGUUCAGAAAGAAAAGACAGCUGGGUUCGCCAUUGACAGAGACAGCAUCAAAGCUCUUAUACUGGAUAUAUUUUCUGGUGGGACUGAUACAACAUACACAGUCCUAGAAUGGGCAAUGACAGAGCUAUUAAGGCAUCCCUUAAAAAUGAGUAAACUACAAAGAGAAGUCAGAGAAAUUACCGGAGAGAAAUUAUAUGUGAAUGAAGAUGACUUGGAGCAGAUGAAGUACUUGAAAGCAGUGAUCAAGGAGACCCUUCGGCUACAUCCUCCAAUUCCCUUGCUGGUUCCAAGACAAUCAAUACAAGACACCAAGAUUAACGGUUAUGAUAUUCCAGCAGGUACCAUAGUUAUAACCAAUGCUUGGGCAAUCCACAGAGAUCCCGCUUCUUGGGAUGAACCUGAAAAGUUCAAUCCUGAGCGGUUCAUAAAUUCUCCUACAGACUUCAAAGGGCAGGACUUCGAAUUGAUUCCAUUCGGAUCAGGAAGAAGGAUCUGCCCAGGAAUUACAUUUGCUAUUGCUAAUAAUGAGCUUGUAUUAGCAAACCUCAUGCACAAGUUCGACUGGAUGCUGCCUGGUGGAGCAGACGGUGAGACUUUAGAUAUGACUGAAUGCAUUGGCCUAACCGCCCAUCGGGAAAUUCCUCUACUUGCAACAGCAACACCCGCGAUUGCAGGCAACUGAAGGUCUUAUUGAUGCUUUACUUGAAAAAAUAAAACAGCAAUAACUAGCAACUCCAAAAUACUUCAUGGGUUAUGCACUACUAUCAUUAUCCUAUGCUUUAUUUUUGCACCUCUUUCGUCUUCUUUUCAUUGCAAUGAAUAAUACAAAUAAAAAAACCCAUCAAUAUAUUAAGUAAUAAGUUCAGCUA